UGCGUUCUCUCUCGCACAGGUUAGUAACUGCUUCCCCUUAUCCCCUCUUUUCGCGUGUGCGAGAGAGAACGUUCAAUGCACGAAACAGAGUGCAUCCUUUUCUACGUGAGCUCUACCCCCACUCCGCCAACCAGCAGUCUAGAUAUACUAUGUCUAUGGGUAGAGCCAUGAUACACUGAAAAACCUAAACAGUAAAAACUUGAGAUGUAAGGGAAGCGACCAGUCACGGUCGAGAAUCUUAACUGAUGCUCCGCGUUUAGUUAUCUAUAUUUAACGCGUUGUGGAGUUUCCGUUUUGGUCGCAUGCGCACACCGCGCGGAUACAAAAAGCGCAUUUUUUUGACAUUAAUCGUCUCCAGCACUUGAGCGAAAUGAAGAAAUACGAAAGCUUUAAGUCGAAGAAGUACGAGAUUCUGAAGCACAUCGGGGAAGGAUCCUUCGGACAGGUGUACAAAGCUAGGAAACGUUCGGACGGUGAAAUCGUGGCUUUCAAGAUGAUAAGAAAGUGUGGCAGAUCAUACAAAGAGCUCAAGAGUCUGCGUCAAGAGUGCGAGAUUCAGCGUCAUCUGAAGCAUCCAAAUAUCGUACAGAUGAUAGACUCAUUCGAGACAGAAUCUGAAAUCGUGGUUGUGACAGAGUAUGCAGAUAAGGAAUUGUAUGAUAUACUGGCCAAGGAAGGUAGACUGUCCGAGGAAAGGGCGCAGGUGAUAGCUUGCGAUCUAGUAUCUGCGCUUUAUUACUUGCAUUCAAAUCGGGUAAUGCACAGAGAUCUCAAGCCACAAAAUGUUCUCCUGGAAGCGAAUGGUAUAGCUAAACUAUGUGAUUUCGGAUUUGCUCGAAGUAUGAGUACUGGCACACACGUACUCACCUCGAUCAAAGGCACACCGUUGUACAUGGCACCAGAACUAGUAGAGGAAUAUCCCUAUGAUCAUAACGCUGAUUUAUGGUCUUUAGGCUGUAUUGUUUAUGAAUUGGUGGUCGGGGCACCGCCAUUUCAAACUAACUCAAUAUUGCACUUAGUUAAGUUGAUCAGAUUUGAAGAAAUUAAGUGGCCAGACUUCAUCUCUUCAACUUGUAAAAGCUUCUUAGAGGGUUUACUUCAGAAGAAUCCUUUGCAACGGUUAACUUGGCCUGAUCUUCUCCAACAUCCGUUUGUCAAAGAUCGGAUUAUAAUAGUAGGCGGUGCUGUACCUACUGCGUUUACAAAUCCGCUAUCUGCAAGCCAAGCAAGAGCAAAGCAGCAACAAUUACAAAGUUUAGCUAUGCGCACUGCAAAUCAAUCCAAGAUUGUGGAGAGAGCAAUAAAGAAAUUACAAGAACAGGAGAGAAGACAUUACGAGUAUCGGCAACGAACGUGCAUUUCACAACCAGGCUAUUUAAUGUCUCCUGCGUAUUGUGAUUAUCAUCAUAUGCUAAACCACUGUCAAGCAUUACGCCGUAGCGAGCCGAGUGGCACUGAUUCCAGCGCUAGUAUUGACGUACUCUUAGGAAAUCUCAGUCUUAGGGCGUCUUUGAGAAGCGAUCUUCUAGCUGCGGAUCAUGCUUUAUGUCAGAGUGACUGUCCACAUAGCGCAGACGUCCAGCAUAGUUUUCCAAUACUAGACGAUCACUCAAAACCUGUUCAAACGCAAACGGACGACAGUCAUUCCGUACGACAGUUGAAUGAGGAAAUGUAUCAUGCUAAUGCCCAAGGUGAUGGAGUCAAUGUAGGUCAACAAAUCGAAAAACCUUCCCACGUAGAUCAAAUUGUGCAUGGUGAUGGCGAUUGCAAGCAAAGCCGCUUGAGCAUGGAUUACGAACAGGAAUUCGGUGAGAGAAACCUGACUGGAAAACAUACGAGAUUGCCGGAUUGGGACCCGAGGGCAGUGGAAAGGCCUAUCGAGAAUGAAGAGUGGAUUGCGUUUUUACAAAGAUCAAUGGAAGAAGUUAUGGAGGGUGAAAUUGACUCACUAUUGCAACAAAAUUGCGUCUCGGUGUUUGUUUCUCCUUUAAGAAAUCCGGCAGCUGGUUGUCGAGUCGUUGAAUAUGUAACUUGUUUAUUAUCGCUACCGUUCACCGUGUCAGUCAGCAAGGAAAAUCUUAAGAAAAUCGAGCAAGUUUAUCUAGACGUGAGAGUAGUACCAAAUCUCGUUUAUGCUAUAAAACUGUUAAUGUCAGAACGUUCCGACAACGAGUUGAACGCAACAAACACAGUGAACGUGAAAACGAGAUCAGCAUCUUCUUUAUCCGCCGAUGAACUUCAAGCACUCGAAUGCGCGAUGCUAGUCCUUUGUAGAUUGGUUUACAUUGAAAAUCAAUUUCUCAUGCAGUUUUGUGACGCCAUUUAUAUCGUGAAUGGAGUGCCACUUCUACAGCAACUACUAGCGUUAGAAAAAAGGAAGGCGAGGGUCGUUGCAGACCUCGUUGCUAUUUUAAAUAACGUUCUACGAUCUCAACCUGAAAAUGCCGAGCUUGUGGAACAAGUCGUUCUGCGUACAAAAAUUCCCGGAGCUUCGGUGGAGCAGCUCAACAAACUUCUCAGUCAUCGGCAAACUAUCUUACGAGCAAGGACGUGUACUAUGAUCAGACUAUUGGGUAGAUUUUGCUGCAGAGCGUUACAACAAGUUUGGAACAAGCCGUUAAGAGAUCUCAUAGAAAGCUUAAUCAAGGACGAAGAUGAACAUGUCCGACAUGCGGCAGAGGAUGCUGUAAAUGAAUUAAAACAGUUAACAUAUUACAAUUAGAAAAGUUUUGUCGGUUAAGGAUGAAAUAAGCAAAUUAGGGACCAAUUUACAGUACAAUUACUACUCGAUAAGUCUUACGAUGCCUCAGGAUUAAAUAUUUAAUUUUUGGACUGAUAUUUAUACUUAAGAAAUAUUAAUAUUCGUGGUAUUUUUAUAAAUUCAUUUAUAAAGAAUAAUACAUGCAUUUAAAUCUAAAAACAUGGAAAUGUACUAUGUCAAUAUCUGCUGGUAUAUCCAUGCUUUGUUAUACAUUUUGAAAUCUGAUUGUUUAAAAGCGCAAAUUUAAUCGAAUAUCCAUC
This is a messenger RNA of Vollenhovia emeryi, 3021 nucleotides long. It is a transcript of the gene fu, whose product is annotated as serine/threonine-protein kinase fused. The transcript is spliced from 10 exons. The record is from RefSeq and is a predicted model, not a curated record. Gene Ontology annotation, biological process: protein phosphorylation. Gene Ontology annotation, molecular function: ATP binding; protein kinase activity. Gene Ontology annotation, cellular component: cytoplasm. NCBI's taxonomy places the organism in Eukaryota, Metazoa, Arthropoda, Insecta, Hymenoptera, Formicidae. The coding region runs from base 371 to 2722 and encodes 783 amino acids.